AGAUUCACCACCCCAAACGCAGCCAAAGCCCCAAAGCGGGCUCGCGCGGCCGUGCCUCCCACUCCCACCCACGGACCCACCGCCCACGCACGCACGGGCGUGCGGCCAUGCAGAUCCUACGCCUCCUCGCGGCGCGGCGCUUCCGCCGGCGGCGGCGCGGGGUGUCCACGAUCACCUCGACGGCGACUGCGCCGGCCACCCCUCGCAGCGGCUGCGUCGCCGGCGUGUACGGAUACGGCGAGGAGGAGGAGGACGAGGGCCCGUUCUUCGACCUCGACCUGACCUGCUGCUCCGCGCCCGCGUCCAGCGCGGGCAGCCAGGCGGCCGAGUCGGGCUCCGAGUCCGAGGACGCCUCGUCCUGCGCCACCGCCACCGCCGCCGCCACCGAGCGCGGCGACCUCGACUUUGUCGUCUCGCUGCAGCGGAGCCGUAUCUACGAUGAGCCGCCGCCGCCGCCGCCGCCGCUCAUGUUCUGCGCGUCCGAGCCGAGCCCGAGCGACGGCCGCCGCAGCAGCGCCAGCGCCAGCCGCCUCGGGAGCAGGCUGCAGCUGCGGACGCUCAGCUUCGGGUCCGCCAAGGCCGCCCUCUACGGCGGGCGCGCCAGCUUCUCCCGGAGCACCGGCAGCGCGCGCUCGGCCAGGCUCUUCGCCGCGUACGGGUACGGGUACGGCUCGCCCGACCAGGACCCGCGGGACGAGGGGAAGGCCAGGCCGCCCUCCGGCGACGUCAUCCGCCGGUACCUGAGCAAGAUCUCCAGCCGGCUGCAGCGCCGGCGCGGCGCGGCCACUGACCUCCGGCUACGGAAGAGCCGCUCGGCCUCCGCCUCCGCCGCAGCGGCGGCCCGGCGCGACGACUCGCUCGUCGAGAAGCAAGACGGCAUCGCCAGCGCCAUCGCGCACUGCAAGGAGUCCCUCCACCGAGCGUCCGUCUCGGAGGCCGACACGUCGCUGGCGCGAUCGCGGAGUGACCCAGGGCCGUAAGCAGCGUCGACGCCGGGUUGCGCCAUCUGCCACGCUCGCCAUUCCACGCUCCGGAGACUCCUGCGGCGGCGGCGGCGGCCGAAGCUUCUCGCUGAAUUUCGACAAGGACGCGAGGAAAAGACGAGGAACUUGCCGGCGCGACUGCCCGAGUACGAACUGAUAAAGGAUGGCUUGCCAAGAACAUGCAGCGGUCGGUUGAAUGAGGGCGGGGAGUGUCUUUAGGAUUGUUUAUGUGUGUGUGAGAAGGACUUCUUUUUCGUGGGUUUAGGCGUGGGGAAAGAGAGCUCCUUUUAUUAGGCUCCUUUAACCACCUUUUUUUUGGGGGUUCAGUUUUUUUUCUAUCUUUUCAGUUCGACGCUUUUUGUACAAGAGGCUUGCAACAGGACCUGUAAUUAGUAGUAGCUGUUAGGUAGGUGGUCAGCCUCAUGCAAAUCUUUCAACAUGUUCGUUCGUUGUCUCAA
This is a messenger RNA of Zea mays, 1441 nucleotides long. RefSeq lists its product as uncharacterized. The coding region runs from base 108 to 980 and encodes 290 amino acids. The record is from RefSeq and is marked predicted. Gene Ontology annotation, cellular component: plasma membrane. The transcript has 2 exons. NCBI's taxonomy places the organism in Eukaryota, Viridiplantae, Streptophyta, Magnoliopsida, Poales, Poaceae.